Messenger RNA from Arctia plantaginis, 267 nucleotides. The record is from the annotation of a GenBank genome assembly. Lineage: Eukaryota; Metazoa; Arthropoda; Insecta; Lepidoptera; Erebidae.
AUGAUGAAGGUGGCUCUAGCGAUAAUAUUGAUCGUAGUGAUAUGUCGACAAGUAGAAGCUCAAACCGCUCAAAGAUACUGUGGUAGGCGGUUCUCUAAUAUGCUAGCGGCCUUAUGUCGGGACACUGAGAUGGUAAAACGUGAUGAUGGCUGGUGGAUGUCGCAGAAAAGUGCUCGUGCGUUCAGUAACGUACGAGGCAAGCGUGGGCCAGUCGAAGAAUGCUGCGAUAAGCCUUGUAGCCUCGAAGAACUUCUUACGUACUGUUAA